AUGAAUAACCCUUCAACUUUUUCUUCUUCUACUUCCAUAACCUCUCUUCCACGAGAGAUUCUUCUCAAAAUUCUCACUGGUCUUCCUGCCAAAUCCGCAGUGCGAUUCAGAUGCACCUCCAAAUUCUUCUAUUCCUUCGUACCGGAGCCAAGAUUCGCUUUCAGAAUCCUCGUCUCUCUCCCAUCCGAAACACCCCCUGAAUUAAAUUUAUUCUCCGUGAGUUACCGUGAAGACAGCCAUGGAAACCUCCAGGCCGACACUGCCCAACGUUUGGAUGUACGAGGUUUACUAUGUUCCGCCGAUGGCAAGAUGUGUCUGCUCAGCCACGCAUCGGGGGACGACGCUGUUUUCGACCUUAGUACCGGACUGUGUAUUUGCCUGCCAAGGAUUGGUCGGUCCACCGGCCGUGCGGUCUUGGUGUUUGACUCGGUUUCGGGACGGUACAAGGUUUUCAACUGCGAGGUGUAUUUUGAUACUGAUUGCCGGCAAUUGUUUAAUCAGCUCUGGGUUUUAACUGUCGGAGUGGAUAAGUCACGGAGGAAGAUAGACUCUUCCAACAUCACCGGAUAUAUCAAGGCUGUCGUCCACAUUCAUGGGAUUAUCUAUUUGAUUCCUUUUAUUUUCGAAUCCAGAGUAGAAUGGUCUGGACUCUCUCAACUGUCAAAGAUAGUUGCAAUGGAUGUUGCGAAGGAGAAUUUUAUCACGUUCAUACCGCUCCCAUCUGAAUGUUGGCUGCAAUGGAUGAAGCUGAAUGAUCGCUUAGCUUUCAUUGACAUUCUUAGUCCACAAAAUGCGAAAUUCGAGACUCCUACGUUUUGGCCCGACAAGAUAAAUAUAUGGACGUUGGAGAGGUCAAUGGAGUGGGAGAAACAGACCAUUGGUUUGCCAUUGGAGCAGAGGGAGGUGAUUGGAGAAGCUACUUUCAUGGGGUCUACUGCUAAUAGUAUGGGGGAUAUUGUGUUCUUGAUUCAAAGGGAGAGGAUAAUGUCUCCACUGGUUUUAGUUUAUUCAUUUAGAAGAGAGGUUUGGAGAAGAUUUGAGAUACAUGGAGUUUGUAAUUACUCACUUUGUUUCUCAUAUAUGAGACGUGUUGUGCAUGUGGAGGAUGAGAUUGCAACUUUUUUGGAAUGA
Ipomoea triloba (trilobed morning glory) is the source of this 1131-nucleotide messenger RNA. Its product is annotated as putative F-box protein At5g42430. Gene Ontology annotation, molecular function: protein binding. The transcript has a single exon. NCBI's taxonomy places the organism in Eukaryota, Viridiplantae, Streptophyta, Magnoliopsida, Solanales, Convolvulaceae. Bases 1 to 1131 code for a protein of 376 amino acids. The record is from RefSeq and is a predicted model, not a curated record.